Molecule: messenger RNA, 2988 nt
Organism: Colletotrichum abscissum
Lineage: Eukaryota; Fungi; Ascomycota; Sordariomycetes; Glomerellales; Glomerellaceae
Product: N-terminal amidase
Exons: 4
Coding region: 1-2988 (995 amino acids)
Biological process (GO): protein catabolic process; protein modification process
Molecular function (GO): protein-N-terminal glutamine amidohydrolase activity; protein-N-terminal asparagine amidohydrolase activity
Source: RefSeq, a predicted model, not a curated record
AUGAGGAUAGGCUGCCUUCAGUUCGCUCCUCAGGUGGGCGAUAUCGACAAUAACCUCAACCGCGCCGAUUCGUGUCUCAACAAGGCGAACACGGACGACCUCGAUUUACUUGUCCUGCCUGAGCUGGCCUUCACAGGAUACAAUUUCAAGUCGCUGCAGCACAUCUCGCCCUAUCUUGAACCCUCCGGCUCUGGCAUCACCGCGCUAUGGGCCCGCACGACUGCUCUCAAGUACAACUGCAAUGUGGUCGUUGGUUAUCCGGAGAAGGUAGAUGUCUCCAACAACUGGCCAACGGGCCCGGAGUACUACAACUCUGCGAUUGUAGUCAACGGAGAUGGCGAAACGAUAGCCAAUUACAGAAAGAGCUUUCUCUACUACACAGACGAGACAUGGGCCCUGGAAGGGAACAAAGGGUUUUACGAAGGUUGGAUCCCUGGUCUGGGUAACACCUCCAUGGGAAUCUGCAUGGAUCUGAACCCUUACAAGUUCCAAGCCCCUUGGCAUGCGUUCGAGUUCGCUUUCCAUGUACUCGAGUAUGAGUCGAAUUUGGUCAUCGUGUCCAUGGCAUGGAUGACUCGGGAGGACGGACGGCUUUUCAGCCGGAUGCCUAACGAGCCAGACAUGGACACCUUGACCUACUGGGUCACUCGGUUGGAACCUCUCAUUCGAUCAGAGAAUGAUGAGGAGAUCAUUGUCGUCUUCUGCAAUCGCACCGGCAACGAGGACGAGGCUGUGUAUGCUGGUACCAGUGCAGUCAUCGGGGUUCAAGAUGGUGAGGUCAAGAUCUAUGGUCUUCUCGGUCGAGGCGAAAAGGAGCUCUUGGUCAUCGACACCAACAAUCCUCCCUACGCGAAGCUUGUCUAUCGCCCUGAGCCAGACAAGCCAUCGGCAGUUCAUUCCGAGUUAAAACAGACUGGCGCUUCUCCGUCCUCGGUCAACGGUUCAGCAACUAGCUCUCCCCCUCGACAAGGAGUAACCAAACAUGGCGUAUCCACGCACACCCCGACGCAGCCAACGUCUCCUCCGCAAAAGUCGUCUUUCACCCAAAGCUCUUCUUCCCAGAAGCAUCAGGUGAAAUCCCCAUCUUCGAGACAGGCGAAAUCCCCGCCCAAGAUUGAGAUUCCCUCCAACACAGGGUCUUACACCAGAGACACUCCUGACAGCAUCAACCUUCCGACGCCGACUGCUCCAAGCCCUACCCCUCAGGCCAUCCGACCGAAACUGAUCAUUCCGCAAUCACCACCUCUUCAGCCAUGGCAGUCCGGCAGCCCAGUGCCUCAGAGCAGUCAAUCCAUUCAAUCAGUUCACUCGGUUCUUUCAAACCACUCUGUUCAGUCUAAUCCACGACCGCCUGAGGACAGCACCCCUUAUCCCCACAGUGGCGCUCCUUUGAGUGGUUAUCCCAGGAAAGGAGGCUUAGGAGGGGCGGAGAAGAAGAUUUAUGGCGGGAGUGUUUCCAUCACUCAAGUGCCUUUCACCCCAAUCACGCCUUUCGAGGACCAGUCGCCGAUGGCACAGCGGUAUUUCUGGCGGCCCUCCGAUAGCCUUUUGGAGGCGCCAAUGGAGUCUCACGAGAAGCAAUCAGUCGCAGAGCCAGAUGACACGAGGACCCAGACGUUCCACUUCCCGCCCUUCACGCAGAAUGAGCCAGCAGCGCGGACACACUCUUCAAACUCCAUGCGCACCGUAGCCACGGCUGGCAGUUCAAGGUCAAAGAAGACGAACAGCGAUCAGUCUUCAAAGGAGAAAAGGCGUGCACCUUCUCAAAAUUCCAAGGCACGUCGCUCAAGCAAGUCGCGCUCUGGAGACUCCAACAGCUCAAGAGGAGAGGUCUCCAGAGGCGACUCUUCCACGCCGGCUCGGCCCUCCUCGCCGAAGUCCCGGAACGCCAGUCGCACGAGAAUGCUUGAUCGAUCUGAGUCCGCUAUGGCACAACGUGAACAGGCUUCACAGCAGCUGGGGCCCAUCUCUCAAAGAGCAGAGUCGGUGAACAGAAAUCGGGGUGCAUCAGAGGAGAACGGAACCAGUACACCGCAGCCCGAUCGGCCGUCAUCGCCGAAGUCUCGCAACUGCAGCAGAAGCCGCCCAAGUGAGCAUCUCUCGUCUAUCUUGAUUGCAGCCAGUCCGAGUAUUUACCAUGACGAGUACAAUCGACGAUCGCUCCCGGCACUACCGGACACACAGAAGACACAACCCCAGCGACCAAUGUCCCGCAUGAACCAGCGCUCUAGGACCGGCUCGGUCACUGAGAUUGACAAGAACAACCUGUGCAAUGCCCGCCCUUCAUCGAGGGCUUCGGUCGGAGGAGAGCAGUCGAGCUUACGCCCCGCCUCUCGUGCUGCUAGCCGAGGACGACAGCCCGGUUCUAAGUUUUCGCCGCCCAAGAUGUCACCACGCGAUCCUUCUCUCCCUCCGGAGCAAGAUCCUGAUGAUAUUGUUCGAAUUGUGCGCGAAAGAGCGAGCUCCAUGGCUUCUAAGCCUGGUAUGGGCUCGCCUUCUUCCGAACCGGCGUAUGAGAGGGUUGAAGCCAUCGUGUGUCCUACUUGUCCUGUCCAUGGACGGCAUUCAACCUCUUCCGCCCCAGGUGACUCUUCGACGUUGCUAGGGCACCGAAUCUCUCCUGACCUGAGCGUUGGCCGAUCUUUGUCCUCUCCCGCGGCAGCGACUACCGUCGGCAAUGUCGCUGUCGCGACCACCAGCAAAGUAGGAGACGACCCCAACUACUCAAUCACUGGAUCUAACAAGCCGAGUGACGCAGGCUCACUAGCUGAGACCAUCGAAACAGUCUCAACGACGAGCCGGUCACCAUCCACGCCACGGUUUGAACCGAAAACGCCCCGGGCCAUGGUAGUUGUUCGCGAUGUCGAAGUACCUGGCAUCAGAGAUGAACUUCCUUCAGAGCUGCUGGCAAAAAGCUUCUCCGACCUGAUCUGCACGGAUAGAAAUGUCGGGCCACCUUCAGACGGUCCACCUGCUAUUGCAGCUUAG